UUGUUUUGCAGUUUGCGAUUUUGCCGUAUUUUUUUUUUUUUUUUUUUCCCAGCCCUCCUUCAAUCAGGAUGACGGUCAAGGCGGUGCUGACGUGUCUAUCUAUAGCCACAGCAGCAACAGCGACAGUGUACCUGGGCAGCUCUCUGGGAAGGUUGAUUUACAGCAGUGGUAUCGAGGGAGACCAUGGCGGCCAGUUUGCGGAUUUUGUGGAGAAUGGUGGCAGGGAUGGGACUCCUGAAGAUAUCGACGGGCCCCUUGGUACCCGAACGAGAAAGUCGAUGCUUGAACGACCAUCCGUCUCUGCGGAACUCUCGCCUGAAUGGUCGACUUGGGAGCUAUCUUGUAGUCCGUCCAAGGCCAAGGCCAGGACAGGAAACUGCGAUAACUCAGUCAACCCGCACUGGGAAUGCGGCGGCGGCGGCGGCGACGGCGGCGACGUAGGGGAACUGAGGAGGGUCCAUUCCCCGGAAGAGAACACAGGUGCUGCGGCAGAGACAGACAAAAGUUCUGAGCUCCCUGGCGGCACAGGGUCAACGACCACACCGUUCUGGGAGUGCGGCACAGGUGUGCAGGCGCUUAGUGACAGAUUGGCCGGUACCUGUACGUACCCUCGCGAGUUAGUAGUAGUAGUAGUAGGAGGAGGAGGUGAUGGAAAACCAGGAGCAGGCGAAGGAAGAGAAAGAGGUGGACAACGACGUCCACACAAAUCAUCGCCAAACGCUUCAUCGCCCGGUUUCUCCGCCAGUACCAGUACCAGUACCAGUUCCAGUUCCCAUUCCCAUUCCAAUUCCCAUUCUGAUUGCAGUAGCAGUACCAGUAGAGGUAGCAGUAGCAGUACCAGUAGCAGUACCAGGACCGGGACCAGGACCAGGACCACUACAAGGACCAGUAGCAGUACCAGUCCCAGUACAAGUGCCAGUACCAGUACCAGUGCCACCUCAGGCAGUACCAGUUCCAAUAACAGUACAAGUACCCGUGCCAGCUCCAUUUGUCCCGCAGAGAACGAUGUCGUGCGGGAACUGAUCCGGGCUCAGAUGGACACGCAUAAUCAGUCUAAUAAUCGGAUAUUUAAUUUCCUCCGUGACGAGAAUGAUAGGGACGAUAGGAGAGGAGCAAUCGGCAAGGCGUUCGAUCGUGCUUUGGAGGGAGAGGAGCAGCAGGACGAAGAACGAAGUCUACCUGCUGAGCGGUUGUGCAAACUACGUGGAUGCUCAUUGCUAGAUGCAAGCUCGUCGCUUGCCCUUUUGGUGCAUUUGGCGCUGGAAGACGACGAAGAUGACGAAAUCCUGGGAACUGCAGACACUGAGGAAAGCUGUGGAAGCUCGUCAUCCGUGACAAACGUUGAGCAAGUUCAGCCCAGGGAGUGGUCCUUGCGUGCUCUGCCUGUCACAGUCUCUCCAGAGUCGAAGUCAGAGUUCUGCGGACCAAUUUUAGCUGUGGACGACGACAUGGGCAACUUAGUGCAAGAGGGUACUGCUUUGCACAGUCUGUCUUCGCCUUCCGUGCAGGCACCAGGUCUCCUUCAUCCUUGUCAGAGUCAGACCUGGUGCCUGCACGGAAGGCGAAGACAGAGAGUAGCUGAGUUCGUCCUGAAUGAUCGUACCGAAGGUAGUACACCAUGUUCGGGGCGAAAGGAUGAUGGACGGUGUCAGAUAAGUGAUGUUGAUGAAGGGGAAGUGGGAGGGAAAGGAGGAGAAGGGGGAGGCAAAGGUGGUGAAGGCGAGGAGGGAGGAGAAGAAGAUGAGGGAGGAGGAGAUGCGGGAGAAGUGGGAGAUGGAGGAGGAGGAGGAGGAGGACGACGACGAGGAAGUGCCACAGAAGAGAGAGGCGAAGAACAGAUGGGAGGUAGGGAGGAAGAUGAAGAAUCAGAAAGAGCAGAGCAAAGCGGUUUCUUGCCAAUCGCUGAAUCCGAUGAAUCCUCAUCAAUUGCUGAAUGCCCAGCUUCUCUAAAAGUCAGAAGAAUAUUUACGGAGCCAACAACGCAUCGGAGGGAAGGAGGUGUUGGCGAAAUAGCGGUGGCGGGAGAAGGAAGCAAAGAAGAAGGUGAUCAUGAUCAUGAGGUUGAAAUGGGUCAUUUUGUUUCUGCCAUUGUUGCCGAACAUCUGACGUCAGUGCACGACUUAGUGGACAGCCCUGGUGCUCUGCAAUGCAGAGAUCACGAUGGUGACGAGCUACGUCGUCGUUCCCGUUGCCUUUACAGUCUUGCGCAGCCAGCUUUGGAUUUGCAGCAAGGGCAUCUCGUCAACGUCUUGAUGGUCAACAACCCACCAAGCAUCGCCGCUGGUGUCUAUCGUCGAGCGAUAACGCCCUUGGGGGCGGCGAGGGGUCAGCGAAUGGACUGCAGUCAUUGGCCGCCGGCAACGUAUCGGGUUUGCGGUGUUGAGGAGGGUGCACAGCCGAUGGUCGACGCACGGCUACGUGGAGGAACGAACUCCUCGGUGCCUUACAAUUCACUCAUAACCGAUUCUUUACGUCACCACCGGCAAUCGGUUUUGCGACGAAUGGAAGAAGACGUCGAGAGCUAUCUUGCUUGUCCAGUUGUAGACGAGCGGGAUCAACAGAAGUCCAUGCCUUUGCUGCCUUGUGACUGGAUGGACCUCUUGCCAUGGAAUGGAUCGCGAAGAGGAAACUCCUGGCUUCAACAGCCAUUUUUCUCUUUGAGCAGCGAGGAUGAGUCGUGCAGCUUCACGGACGCAGAGGUAAGAAUGUUGCUGUCGGUGAAGGGCAAGCAUGAAACCAUCGUUGGCCUGAAUGGCAAUGAAGUUGUUCCAUCAUUGGCACAAGGUGUAGACGAUGCGUCAUGCUUCCUGAACAAUGGAUCUUUCUUUCUCCUGAUUAGAGCAGGAAGGGAUGUUUGUUGUUGCAUUUCCCUGCAGAAAAGCUCAGUCGUCGUCUCCAACGUGUUUGUGGAAGAACGACGUGCAACACACAGUGAUCAACGUACAAGGACUGCAAUGAUGGCAGCAGCUCAGUCGUCGUCUUCUAUACUGUCACCCUUUGCUCUGUUGUCCUUCUCCUCCUCCUCCUCCUCCACCGAGCAGUUUGUCCAGGAGAAGACUGUCGAAGAUCAGCAUCUUCCAGCAGGGAUGCUAAUGAACGUCUUGUUGCAGUCCCCGUUGGCGAGCUCGUCGUCGUUAUCGGUUCCAAGGGAACUGAAGAGAGACAUUAGCGGUGACGCCGACGUGCGUACUGUGAGUCGAGGUCGAGUCAUUGGGAAGCAACUGCUGCUCCAGUUGCAAGACGUGGCCAACUUCUUGUUGCCGUCAUCACUUGCCAUUGAAAGGGAGAGUGCACUAUGUGAGAAGGCUGGCCUGCGCAGUGCAAGUCAUGGCAAUGUAGAGUUGCAUUUUCAGGAGGAUUCUCGCGAGGAGGGUGAGAAAGAGAGGGUCGCGGUCUUAAAGAGGGAAGCUUUCGAUCAUUCUUCCUUGGUCUACGCCAACGAGUGCAACUCACGGCAGGAUGGCACAUUCAGUUCCGCACAAGCGACCACGGAGGCGGCGAAUGGUUGUUUUCCCGAUCUGCAACUUGCGAACAAUGUUGAGAUCCCACUAGGUGGUCUCAUUCCCGACCAGCGUCAGGAUAUUGCUCCCUCUAUGCCAUCAAUAGCUGACGAAAGUCGUGAGCUCGACAUCCACGGAUGUGGUUGUCCGUUACCCAUGAUCGCUGACGACGGUGAUUGUGCUACAGAAGAAGAGGAUGCAUCAAAUGCUACUAGUAGUCCCCCCAGUGACGUUCAAGGCAGUGGAGCAUGUCCCCAAUCUAUCUGCCCAGCAGAGAGGGAGGCGCAGGUGGUUCUCCAUCAUCACGAAAGAGUGAAGGAGCCGAUUUCAAGGGGAGUGUUUGGUCAGUUCUCACUGUUUGGAUCUUCUGACGGCGAACUUGAACAAGCGGUGCGGGAGCCGGAAGAUCGAGGAGGAGGAGUGACAAGCAGAUUACUUAAGUGGGUGUCUGUUGAGCAGGUUUCUGCCAAGUCACGGACUCCCCUUCAUGGGACUCUGGCGAGGGUGGACAAAAACACGGAUGUGGCUGGCCUAUUAUUGAAUCUGAAGAAAUCGACCUCCUUCGGCUCCUUGCACUUUGCCCUUAGCAUCCCUUCACCCUCUAGAAUGCCUGCUGGCCAUUCCUCCUAUGUUAGGCUUCAAGGCAAAUGCCCUGUAAGAUUCCCGCAGGCGUCUUCGUUGCUGGCAGUGGCUGCCAGCUUGCACAGGAGUCUGUCUAAUGACGAGAACAGGGCGACUGAACUACUGGUAGCGGCGAAAACUGCUUUGCGGCUUCCAUAUGCAGAGAGGGGGGAUGGCGAACCUGUUAACCUCGCUCUGGUACAGCAGGAUUGGGAGGGCAGCAAUAGAUGCCAGCUGGAGGAGAGCUCAUGCUUGUCAGCCUCCCUUGCACUGCACGUACUGCACUCUGCACAGGGUUUGUCAGACUGCGUUUUUCUGGCUCCUACAUCCAUACAGUCAUGCGAGGCUGUAACGGCCGUGCUAGAAGUCGGUGAUGAUAAUAGUGAUGAAUCUCCGUCUGGGUCGUCAUUGCCCCUGGACUGUGGCUGGCCCUUGGGUGUGCUGACGAGUGCGAGAAGCUGCCGUCUUCAGGAGAUAUGCACGGCUUCACCAGAAUGUCGUGCACCUGCUGAGUUGGACCAGCACCAGUUCUCCAAGGAAGAAGAAGAGAGGUCUGGGGGGAUCCCAAUGGCAGUGGGAGAUCGUCCUAGCAAAGUUUCAAGCUUUGUUGCGUCCGUCGAUACUGCGGAUCAGGUCGAAGAGGAAGGUAAGGAGGGGGGAGCUAUUGCAGAAGAGGAAGAGGUGAAUGCGGGGAUGGAGGAUGAGAAGGUGGAGAUGGUGGAGAUGGUGUGUGGUGUGUCGCGGCACGAAGAGGAAGCUGCACACGAUGAGAAGCUGUGCGUUCGUUCGCAGAGUAACGAAGCGAGGCAAGUCGUUUACCGAAAUGCUUCUGGUCAUCUCAUCGCAAAAAUUGAGUCCGAAGAAGAAUCAGGUGCACCGAUUCCCGACAGGGAGAUUGACGCUGAGAAGCUGGAGGUGGUGGCUGCCGCCGUAGAUGUGUGUGCCGUUGCCGUUGCCGUUGCGCAGGAGGAAGACGAAACUGUAGAUGAGGAGCUGCUCUUUUUGUCACGCAGUAAGCGAAAAACAGACCCGGAACUGACGUCAGUGGUUGACCAGCAUACUUCUCGUCAGUUCCUCAUAGGGUCUGGGAUCGGAGUAUCCUCCGUAGCAACUGCUGCAAGCGAUAAUCAUUCUAGUCUUCUUCCGGCAAUUCAACUUUGUGGUCAUAAUGAUCUUCGGUUGUCGUUUGAGCCGAGGUGUGAAUCGACAGAAACUUCCGCAUUGUCCCGUCCGGUGUUCGGACAGCGCAAUUCUGAGGACGGGAGAGUGAGCUCAGACGCAAAAUCCGUAACGUGUGGAUCCUCCUAUCGUAACCGUUCGGUAGAUUUCUCUGAAGUGGCGUUUGGUAUUGUCGUCAGAGCCCUGGCCCUCACAGAGACGACAGGAGAGGCCAUGACCUGUCAUCUCAGAGAGGCGCCGACUGGUCCUCUCUCUCAAAGAAGUGUCCGUGAUACUCUUGGCGUGGCGGAUAGCGGGGAAACAGUACAACUCGACAACACUGGAAGCGCGACUCUUGUUCGGACUGUUAAGCCCGAGUCCAUCAGCAGCAGUACGAUGACUGGGACAAUCAAGGAUGCGGCUAUCUGGUCCUAUACCUUCCCCUCCCAUGCAAAUACUGCAGCAAGGGAACUCACAGAAUCCUCCUUGUUAUCCCCUCGAUCAUCAGAGGCUGCAACCUUAAUACCAGAUCAGAUCUCUGGCUCACCCUGUUUCACCCAUGGCAGUCACAAGCAGUAUCAUCCAUCUUCGCAUGCGUCCCAUUGCCAUAGGGUGGAGAUUGGGUUGGAAGUGAGGAGUGUAGAUGUCACUACCUCCGAACCGGGGAGAGACAGGCUACACGACUCCUGGACGGCACCAACAUCACCGCUUUUGUUGGGAGGAGUAGGACGAGCGGAAAGUGAGCAUCAGUCAACAUCGCUAGGAAGUGGAGAGGAGAAACCGCCUCCUCAUGGAAUCGGGACCGACAACCCAUUGUUCACGCUAGGAAGUCGAGAGGAGAAGGAACAACUUUGCCUCCGCAGCAUUCAACAAUCUGGAACUCCUUUGGUCCAUCAUAAGUCGCAGUACUGCCAACGAUCUCCAUUUCACAGCAGCAGGUCUCACCUUGCUACUACUAUUGAUUCCUGCCAUACAGAGAUCUUGAAUUUAGUGAGCAGAUUGACUCCUGAAGACCAGAAGGAACUACUUAGGAGGCUUGGUUCUGCUCUGGCAACCAGGGAACCUUGUUCGUCAGCGACUGCGACGUCAGAAAGCGUCGGCUCGGAGAGCUGGGCGGGAAGCAGCAGGAGCAGGUUCGAUGCGGAGGACAGGCGCCCAAUGAAUGCGGAGGGGGACAGUGUGGCGGCGGAGUGGUCGCACCGUCAUGCGCCCUUGCCGCACAUCGGUUCCGAGGAGUGCGAUGAUCCAGGGGAGUCUGUCAUCUUUCCCGACACCAGGAAGGCUUCAGCAAAGUCUGGAAGAUGGCAACCUAUGGCUAUGGUGGUGCAAGUUGUGAAGAAGAAGAAGCUUUUCGGAAAGCUAACACGUACGCUGCUCAAGAUCCAAGGCAAGAUUUUGGGAAAAAAUAGGGGAAAGGGUGAUGAUGGAGACGUCGAAGGACGAACUGGUCCAUUGCCUCCGACGGUGGAUUGGCCGUCCGUGGAGUUGUUGCGGGCAGAGCAAGGGCCAGUGGUGUUGUCGGAGGAAGUAGAAGACGAAGCUGACAAGCAAGCACAUACUUGGGGAGAGGAGGAGGCAGAUGAGAGAAGGCUGCCCCCUCCUCCUAUGAGGGCCCGUAGCUUUAGCGAAAGCUCUUCUGACAGCUCCUUGAUGUUUGGGCCUUUCUGUAAAUCAGAACCUCUUGCUUGGGGGGUUAUCGACAACAACACUAUGUCACCCCCCUUCUUGAUGAAUUUGACCCAGUCAUCCUCUCUUCUCAAGCCGUCUUCUUCCGCUUCACUUGCGGUAUCAGCCUUGUCGCCAACCUCCACCACUUCCUCCUCCUCCUCCUCCUCCUCCUCCUCCUCCUCCUUCUCUGCAAAGCGUGCAUGGAAGAAGGCAAUCUCCCUGCUGAAGGCCGGAAAGAAAUCCUCUGCGGCCUCUGCUUCCGUCUCCAGAUCCAGCGGGCGUGUCUCUGUUUCCUCUGAAGCAAUCCCGAAGUCAUCGCAUAACAGAGGGAAUGAUGUGGCCUUGGCAAAGCGGCAAGAAGUAGGGACAGGAACCGCCCGACGCCCUCGGCAAACGUCGAAAACCGCCACUCCCAGAGCUCAGGCUUGCAGUGACAGUCAUCGCCAGGAUGACACAUGUCGACAGAUCGUGUUGUACAAGCCAAAACCCAUUGUGCCAUACAUUCCCAGGUCCUCGUCGUUGAGGAAACUGUGCAUGGGACAGCCCAAGGUCAUCGAUGGUUAACAAUGUGCUGGCUCCCCGUACUCUGGGUAAAUAUGCGCAUUGAUCGAUUACUGUCAUCGGUUCUGGAUGAGAUUGAGGUCGCCUGGCCGGAAGGCAUGGUGUGCUUCAUUGCCUGCUUGGCUUUGCAUCCCGGCGUGUGCGUCAUUGCUUGCUCGGUCUGCUUUUCAUCCCAGCAUGCUUCAUUGCUUGGCUCGGCCUCGCAUCCCGGCGUGUGCGUCGUUGCUUGCUCGGUCGGCUUUUCAUCCGUGCAUGCUUCAUUGCUUGGCUCAGCCUUGCAUCCCGGCAUGCGCGUCAUUGCUCACUUGGCUUUGUCUCGCCGUGUAUCUUCACAUGUAUGUGUAACACUUACACCACUUAGCUGUCAAGUGCAGAAUGAGUAUUAGGAAAGUCCACAACUCUCACUAACUAUCACACUGAAGGCCUCUUGUUGUUCCACUACUCUACAGUGCAAUCUGCAAGUCGACUUCUCCCGCAUCUACUGUCACUCUGAAGGGGUGAGAAUGUUGCAGUCCAUCCAUCUUGUAGACCAAUGAAGAUUCCGAGUCGUA
Molecule: messenger RNA, 8059 nt
Organism: Chara braunii
Lineage: Eukaryota; Viridiplantae; Streptophyta; Charophyceae; Charales; Characeae
Source: the annotation of a GenBank genome assembly